Molecule: messenger RNA, 438 nt
Organism: Ectocarpus sp. CCAP 1310/34
Lineage: Eukaryota; Phaeophyceae; Ectocarpales; Ectocarpaceae
Source: the annotation of a GenBank genome assembly
GGGAGGAAGGGACGGAGGAACGAUGGCUCUGAAAGGAGUCUUCAAGGAACGACUUCUUCAGAUCGUUUCGGUGGCUACACAGGUGGCCAUAUCUCGGCGAGUGCAGAGGUACAAGCUCGCAUUGCGCGGGCGUCAAGACGCCGAAAACAGGCGAACAAGAUCGACCUCGGACCAGUCAACGCCAAUGAUAUGGGGAUGGAGUGUAGACGCAUCGUAGAACGCGUUUUCGUUUGAAGUUGGCGUCUUGUUUGAGAGUAGAUGUGACAGAUUUGCGUAGAAUAGGGUAAGAUGUUAUCAUGAACGGAGAUGAAAGGGCUUUUCCAACACGGAGAUGUAGCAUGGAUCAAAGCAUUUGUUGGAUUUCAGCUUUUACAAGCGGACAUCAACGCAGUAGUAUUUUAGCAAGCUUACGAACGCAUACAGGAUACCAUCAGGAUU